AAGCUAAAGCCACUGGUUCCGGUAAGUCCAUUUCUCUCUCUCUCUCUCAUAGUCUCGCAGGCUCGUACUCCACAGUCAAGGCAAACGGCAAGGGAAGCAAACACUGAGCCGUUCCGUCUCUUUGCCGCCUUCAACGACGCUUUCGCAGUUUGUCUCCUUAGGCUUAGUUUGUGGAAUUGAUGGCAUCCAAGUUGCAGCAGUUGCAGUCCAAGGCAUGUCAAGCAUCAAAGUUUGUGUGCAAGCAUGGAACUGCCUACUACAAGCAGUUGCUGGAGCAGAAUAAGCAAUAUAUUCAGGAACCGCCCACUGUUGAGAAGUGCACCUUGUUAUCAAAGCAGUUGUUCUACACUCGACUUGCUAGCAUUCCCAAUCGAUAUGAAGCAUUCUGGAAGGAACUUGAUUAUGUGAAGAAUUUAUGGAAGAAUAGACAGGAGCUGAAAGUUGAAGAUGCUGGCAUUGCUGCUUUGUUUGGGCUGGAAUGCUUUGCUUGGUAUUGUGCCGGUGAGAUUGUGGGAAGGGGAUUUACUUUCACUGGUUACUAUCCUUGAGAAGAAGCGCUUCGCAUAAUGUUUCAGGGGAUUGAAAUUGAAUAUGUAAGCUUCUGUUGUCAUUUGUGCGAUUGAAUCGCAAGCACUUGCAAAUUUUUUUUUUUUCUGCAAAAAUUUUUGAAGCUGAGAAAUCAGUUGGUUACUGUGAUUGGCUCAAUAAUUUUACAUUUUAAGCGGCUUAGGUUGUGACUAUCAUUCCAUUAACUGUGUUACAAGUCAUCAUUACUCAUGAAUGAUGAUAAUGUUAAGAGUUCUUCACUGGUUAUGCAUCUA
Molecule: messenger RNA, 821 nt
Organism: Manihot esculenta (cassava)
Lineage: Eukaryota; Viridiplantae; Streptophyta; Magnoliopsida; Malpighiales; Euphorbiaceae
Exons: 3
Coding region: 180-548 (122 amino acids)
Biological process (GO): proton motive force-driven ATP synthesis
Molecular function (GO): proton transmembrane transporter activity
Source: RefSeq, a predicted model, not a curated record